This is a messenger RNA of Beta vulgaris subsp. vulgaris (sugar beet), 825 nucleotides long. Its product is annotated as F-box/FBD/LRR-repeat protein At1g13570-like. NCBI's taxonomy places the organism in Eukaryota, Viridiplantae, Streptophyta, Magnoliopsida, Caryophyllales, Amaranthaceae. The record is from RefSeq and is a predicted model, not a curated record. Gene Ontology annotation, molecular function: protein binding. The coding region runs from base 1 to 825 and encodes 274 amino acids. The transcript has a single exon.
AUGGCUUCGUCUUCCAAAUCUCCUAAACAACCCAAGAUCCCUGAAACUACCCAAGAUAUGAUCAGCAGUAUGCCGACUGAAGUGACUGACAGAAUCAUGAAGCGCUUGCCACUAAAAAUGGCAGCUAAGAUGAGCAUGCUUUCGAGAAUAUGGAGACGUAAUUGGCUGUCUCAUAGGUACCUUGUCUUCGAUAAAGCUUUCUGGGAAGAACACAGUAAAAAUGGAAAAUUUGAUUGGCUUAAUAUCAGCAAGAUCAUCAGCAAUAUACUCUUAUUUCACAAUGGUGCAGUGCAAUUAUUUCAUCUUUAUAUUCCUGAAGAAGGUGGAUAUAAAGAUAUGAGCCUUAAUAUCAGUCAAUGGAUUUCUUUUCUUUCGAGAGUUGGGGUUAAGAAGAUCUGUAUUUCUAACAGGAGUGGUCGUCGUCUAACUAUUCCUUCUCAUAUAUAUGCAUGCAAAGAGUUGGUAAAAUUGAGGAUUGAGUUCUAUGUACUUGUAGGCCCGCCGUGUGAGUUUAAGGGCUUUGCUCAUCUUCGCAAUCUUGAGCUAGUCAACGUCGAUCUUGAGCGAGUUAACGUCGAACUUGAUGAGCUUCUUGGUACAACAAUCAAAAUUUUGAUUGCAAGCUGUCCUCGUCUUACGGGGUUAGUUAUAAAUGUGUCACGGAUUCAGACGUUUGACCUGCCAAUACUCCGUACACUUCGUUCACGUCCAUUUCUUGCUGACAUACUAAGUUGGACCCUUGUCAGUGACAUCAAGAUCCUUAUGGGUUCAUCUGAACUUCAAUGCCUUCAAUUAGGAGGCAAGAUGUGUCAGGUAAAAGUGUAA